Messenger RNA from Malania oleifera, 648 nucleotides. RefSeq names its product protein LURP-one-related 15. The transcript has 3 exons. Lineage: Eukaryota; Viridiplantae; Streptophyta; Magnoliopsida; Santalales; Ximeniaceae. Bases 34 to 648 code for a protein of 204 amino acids. The record is from RefSeq and is a predicted model, not a curated record.
GUGGCCAGCCAGGCGGCGGCUGCGGCGGUGCCGAUGGCCGUCAUUAGCCCGCAAUAUUGCUCGCCGUACGGCAUGGAGAUGACGAUUGUCAAGGGGUUCGGGAGGUUCACCGUCGCGGACAUGAGCGGCAACGUCAUCUUCCGAGUCCGCCGAAGCCUCUUUAACAUCCGAGCCCGCCACCGCCUGUACAAUGCCGUCGGCAUGCCCCUCGUCACUCUCCGACAAAAGAUAAUGUCGAUACAUGGGAGAUGGCGAGCAUACAUGGGGGACAGUUCGUACAGCAGAGAUUUGAUAUUUAAUGCGAGGAGGGCGUCGGUAUUAGGGGGCAAGGUCAUCUCGGAACUCAACGCCUACUUGCCCGCCAACAUAAGCGAGCACUUCUACGACUUCAAGAUCAUAGGAGGCUACCAGUCCAGCACUUGCACCAUCUACGCCGGCAACUGUGUCACCGUCCUUGCCCAGAUGCAGAAGAGACCAGACUUGGGAGCCUUAUCGAUUUCGGGGAGAGAGCAAUACGUGCUGAGAGUGAGUCCCAAUGUGGAUUAUGCCUUCAUAGUCUCCCUGUUGAUUAUUUUCUUCGCGCAUGAAGAAGCUCGCGGUGCGUCUCUUUUUCAUCAUCACGACGCCAGUCCUUUUGGACAUUUCUGA